UCAGACUACGGGGCAGGAUUCACUCAGUCAUUUGACCAACUGGCAUGCCCAUCAUUUUACACUGUCUUCUGCUCAGACAGUGGGAAUGGAUUCAGUCAGUCAUCUCAACUGAAGGUACAUCAGCAAGUUCACACUGGGCAAGGUCAUUCACCUGUUCUUUGUGUAAGAAAGCAUUUAGUCUGUCAUCCCACCUGUGGACACACCAGUCAGAAGCUGGUCACCUGUAGAAUUUCUGGGAAAGGAUUCACUCGGUCGUCUGACCUGAUGGCACACCAGCGAGUUCAGACUGGGGAGCGGCCAUUCACUUGCUCGGACUGUGGGAUGAGUUUCACUCGGUCAUCCACCCUACAGAGACACCAGCGAGUUCACACUGGGGAGAAGCCAUUCACCUGCUCAGUCUGUAGGAAGGGAUUCACUCAGUCAUCUAACCUGAAGAGUCACCAGCGAGUUCACACUGGGGAGAAGCCAUUCACCUGCUCAGAAUGUGGGAAGGGAUUCAUCAACUCUUCCACCCUACAGAGGCACCAGUGUGUUCACACUGGAGAGAAGCCAUUCACCUGCUCCAUCUGUGGGAAGGGAUUCAAUUGGUCAUCUGACCUACAGAGACACCAGAAAGUUCACACUGGGGAGAAGCCAUUCACCUGCUCCAUCUGUGGGAAGGGAUUCAAUUGGUCAUCUGACCUACAGAGACACCAGAAAGUUCACACUGGGGAGAAGCCUUUCACCUGCUCAGUCUGUGGGAAGGGAUUCAGUCAGUCAUUUCACCUGCGGAGUCAUCAGCGAGUUCACACUGGGGAGAAGCCAUUUACCUGCUCAGAAUGUGGGAAGAGAUUCACUCGGUCAUCUGACCUAAUGGCUCACCAGCGAGUUCACACCGGGGAGCGGCCGUUUACCUGCUCGGACUGUGGGAAGGGAUUCACUCGGUCAUCUGACCUAAUGGCUCACCAGCGAGUUCACACCGGGGAGCGGCCGUUUACCUGCUCGGACUGUGGGAAGGGAUUCACGCGGUCAUCUGGCCUAAUGGCUCACCAGCGAGUUCAUACCAGGGAGCGGCCGUUUACCUGCUCAGACUGUGGGAAGGGAUUCACUUUGUCAUCGAAACUAGUGAGACACCGGCGAGUUCACACUGGGGAGAAGCCGUUCACCUGUUCAGUCUGUGGGAAAGGAUUCAGUCAGUCAUUUCACCUGCAGAGUCAUCAGCGAGUUCACACUGGGGAGAAGCCAUUCACCUGCUCAGAAUGUGGGAAGGGAUUCACUCGGUCAUCUGACCUAAUGGCUCAUCAGCGAGUUCAUACCGGGGAGUGGCCGUUUACCUGCUCAGACUGUGGGAAAGGAUUCACUUUGUCAUGGAAACUAGUGAUACACCAGCGAGUUCACACUGGGGAGAAGCCGUUCACCUGCUCAGUCUGUGGGAAGGGAUUCAAUCAGUCAUUUCACCUGCAGAGUCAUCAGCGAGUUCACACUGGGGAGAAGCCAUUCUCCUGCUCAGAAUGUGGGAAGAAGUUCACUUCGUCAUCUAACCUGCAGAGUCAUCAGCAUGUUCACACUGGGGAGAAACCGUUCACCUGCUCAGACUGUGGGAAGCGAUUCACUUUCUCAUCUAAGCUGAAGGUACAUCAGGUGAUUCACACUGGGGAGUGGCCAUUCACCUGCUCAGUCUGUGGGAAGGGAUUCACUCAGUCCUCCACCCUACAGAAACACCAGUCGGUUCACACAUUCUGAGCUAUUCACCUGCUCAGAAUGUGGGAAAGGAUUCAUUCAG
Messenger RNA from Hypanus sabinus (Atlantic stingray), 1762 nucleotides. Its product is annotated as zinc finger protein 271-like. Gene Ontology annotation, biological process: regulation of transcription by RNA polymerase II. NCBI's taxonomy places the organism in Eukaryota, Metazoa, Chordata, Chondrichthyes, Myliobatiformes, Dasyatidae. Gene Ontology annotation, molecular function: RNA polymerase II cis-regulatory region sequence-specific DNA binding; DNA-binding transcription factor activity, RNA polymerase II-specific. The transcript has a single exon. Gene Ontology annotation, cellular component: nucleus. The record is from RefSeq and is a predicted model, not a curated record. The coding region runs from base 265 to 1722 and encodes 485 amino acids.